Messenger RNA from Camponotus floridanus (Florida carpenter ant), 3072 nucleotides. Its product is annotated as thyrotropin-releasing hormone-degrading ectoenzyme-like. Bases 326 to 2974 code for a protein of 882 amino acids. Gene Ontology annotation, cellular component: cytoplasm. The transcript has 13 exons. NCBI's taxonomy places the organism in Eukaryota, Metazoa, Arthropoda, Insecta, Hymenoptera, Formicidae. Gene Ontology annotation, molecular function: zinc ion binding; metalloaminopeptidase activity; peptide binding. The record is from RefSeq and is a predicted model, not a curated record. Gene Ontology annotation, biological process: peptide catabolic process; proteolysis.
UCGCUAGCACGCAUUUGGAGUGGGAAAAGCAGCGCCGAGACCUUCGCUUUGUUAAUACGUACCAUUUCUCGGUCAAAACAUCUGUUAACGACUUCAGAAGUUGUGUGUUUACUUAUGACAUACAUAUUUAUUGUAAUAUCGCGUACCCGAAGUGUUAUUAAUCUCUGGAAGCUUCUCGAAGUAAUAAGAAAUCAUAACUGCACAUAUAUUUUUCAUGUUACAAUAGUGAAUAAAACAUUAAUUUAUUGCAGCUAAUUAUUUUAACGAAACAUACAUUUGGAUAGAAUUUGUGGUAUACCUCAAAACACAAUAUUUAAAUAGUAUCAUGUUUUUAAAACUAUUAUUAAGUUUAACAAUCAUCGCAUCAGCCUUUUCAAUGCACAUAUACAGCACACACGUACAAUCAUCCUAUAUGAUACCGAAACAAAAUGAUAUCUUUCUUACAUCACAUGUUAAAGAGGAUACUUUUGUCGGCUAUUAUAUUAUGAGUAUUCAAAUAUUACAAUUAACGCGAAGCAUACACUUGCAAUUAGACGUAAAACAUGUUAUCGAUAUAAUAGUGAUUAUGAAUUAUCCAAAAUUAGAAAUGAUCGUUUAUACACCAAUAAAAUCUUUUUAUAAUAAUGAUAUGAUCGUUACUGAAUAUAUAUUCGUGAAUGACCUAAUGCCGGGAGAUUACGUCAUAAAAUUAAUCUAUAAUGUAACUGAUGAUGCAGGCCUAAAAAAGUUUUAUAAAAGAGGUGAACGACAAUGGUUCGCAGCGUAUGUUGAUACUAUUGGGAUCGAACACAUAGUUUCACAUAUUCCCAAAUCUUCAACAGCCAUCUUGCCCUAUAAUAUUAGUAUAGAACAUUAUCCAAACUAUAGAAUUUUAUCAAAUAUACCGAUAAAAACAAUAGAAAUGGAUAAAAAUAAAAACAUGAUGAUGACAUAUUUUAAUGCUACACUCGUAAACCCUAAUUAUUUUGUAUUUCUGACUAACUUAACUCUUAUACCUGGUACAAAUGAAAGAGUCAGAGUUGAUAUGUGGUGUAGAAUGGACUGCGCAUUUGCACACGAAUUUGCUGAAAAUAUAACACUGUACUUAUUUUAUGAAUGGAAACGGCUGAAUGAAACUUGGCAAAUAAAUCACAUUGUAAUUCCUAAUUUUCAAAAUGAAAGCAUCGUAAAUCUGGGCCUUAUUUUUUUUAGAGAAGCAGAUAUUAUCUACAAUAAGAAUAUAGAUUCUGUUGCGAGUAAAAUCAAAGUUGCCCACUUCAUAGCCCAUAAUAUAAUGCAGGAAUAUUUUUAUUUUGAAAAUCCACUUUGGUUGUCAACUGACGCUUGGUUAGCUGAGGGUUUUGUAACAUUUCUUGGAUUAUAUGUCAUCAAUAAGACUCACCCAAAUACCCGGAUGAUGGACUUGUUUGUGGUACAAAUUCAACACGAAUCCUUUCAUUUCGAUACUAAAUAUAAUACAACACUUUACAACACACCAUUCGACAGUUCUUUUGAAAUUCCCCAUUACAUUAGAGCAUCCAGUCUAUUGCGUAUGUUGGAACACAUGCUUACUGAAGAGAUAUUCUGGCAGGGUGUCCGCAUAGAAGGAAAGGAUGAGUAUAUCAACCGAUAUUCUGACUAUUUUAGUGAAUUUAUGAAGAACCUUAUAUUUACAAAAGUACCUCAAAACAUUUAUAGUGCUGUGAGCUAUAUAAUUAGAAUUUGGACAAAACAAAAAUAUUAUCCUGUAUUGAAAAUAACACGAGAUUAUAAUUAUCCUAUAGAAUUGAUAGAUGUAGUAUUGAAAAAUGUAUCGAUACACAAUUUAAAUGAUUUGAAAAACUUUUACAUACCUGUAACGUAUACUACACAGACGCAUCACAAUUUUGUUGCUGAUUUUGAUAGUAUAUUUUUGCACCGUUUUUUAUCUUCUGGAUUAAGGUUCCAUAAAGUUAAAGAGGAUGGCUGGAUACUAUUUAAUAUACAACAAACUGGUUAUUAUCGAGUCAAUUAUGAUAUCGAGAACUGGCGAAGAAUUGCAAGUUAUCUAAAUUCUGAAAAUUAUACAAAAAUACAUGUUCUUAAUCGUGCCCAAAUUAUCGAUGACGCUUUUCACUUAGUGAUAAUAGACCAACUUAAUCCCACUGUAUUCUGGAAUAUUACAAAAUAUUUAUCACGAGAAACAGACUACAUCGCAUGGUAUCCUAUGUUCAAAGCCUUAGAAUAUCUAUCCAAUAUCUUUCUAUUUUCGGAACCAAUAUAUCUUAAUAUCAAGAUAAUAAUAAGGAACUUAUUACGCGAGUUACUUCGAUACAAACUUGGAUACGAUGAUGUUUUAAAUGAAGACGAUUUUCAAAAGAGUUUAAGAAUGGAAGCUGUAAAAUGGGCAUGUUCUCUUGAUGAGCCCAAUUGCAAAGAAAAAGCCGGCUAUGUUUUAAAACGAUAUCUCAUAAAUUCCAAAGAAGACACACUCUUGCCAUGGUGGAAAGAAUGGACAUAUUGUCAAGGUUUAAAAACGUUGUCCUAUUCUCUUAGCGAUGGAAAUUCUCCUUGGUGGGGAGUAUAUCAUCUGGAAAAAGAAAAAUUUGAAACUAAAUUUUUAAAAUAUCUGGCUUGCUCUGAGGAUUCACAUUUUAUCAAAGACUAUUUAAAUCUAAUAACAAAUGAUAGUACAACAUCGAUUAUGUUUUUUAAAGGUUUUUCCAAUAAAGAUUAUAUUAAUUAUUUUCUUUUUACUAUCGCGAAGCACGCGAGAAAUCCUGUAAUAUUCGAUUUCAUAUUAGAAAAACUGGAGAAUAUAAGACCCAGACAAGUCAGUAAAUAUGCAGCAUUUAUUGUUAUUAUUAAUCAUGUGUAUUCUACGAAACAACUCGAAAAGAUAAACAAUUUCCUAACAGAUAAAUUUAUUAAUGCAACGAAAGUUAAAUUAAAUGAACAUAAGAAGAUAUGGAUUGCAUAUACGGAAGAGAGAGAUGUGAAAGUAAAGGAACUGUAGAAGAGAAGCGAAGAAGAAAAUUCUAUCAAUUAUUAUCGAUCUUCGAAAAAUGAGGCGUCAACUUUAGAAUAAUGUAAAAAUUCUUGCAAAAAUUAAAU